Molecule: messenger RNA, 458 nt
Organism: Aspergillus brunneoviolaceus CBS 621.78
Lineage: Eukaryota; Fungi; Ascomycota; Eurotiomycetes; Eurotiales; Aspergillaceae
Exons: 3
Coding region: 54-452 (132 amino acids)
Molecular function (GO): zinc ion binding; nucleic acid binding
Source: RefSeq, a predicted model, not a curated record
CCACCACUGUCCUUGCGCCCCCCCCCCUCGCUAACGGUUUAUAGGGAAAAGAAAUGAACAAGUGGACAAAGUCAGGACAGCCAAAGUGUAACAAUUGUUCGCGCGUUGGUCACUUCGCCAAGUGUUGUCCGGACAGACAGAUGCUGGAAGGAUUGCUAGCCAUGGGUAAAGCUAAGAUGGAAGAGGACAAGAAGGAGGCUGAAGCUAGAGCGCGGCUCAAGAAGAAGCUCGCUGAGAAACAGAAGAAAGAAGAGAGAAAGGAGAGGAAAAAGAAGGAGAGAAAGGCACGCAAAGAGAUGAAGGGUGUCACCGGUGAAAAGGAGUCCGACAAGGAAAACGAGAACAUGGAGGCGGCCGAUAUAGAGGAGGCUAGCAAGGAGAAAACGCUUGAUGAUGAUGUAGUGAAUGAGGCUAGUAUAGCGCUGAAGAGAGCACUUGUGAUUUCGAAGUGAAUGAAG